Molecule: messenger RNA, 1251 nt
Organism: Microdochium trichocladiopsis
Lineage: Eukaryota; Fungi; Ascomycota; Sordariomycetes; Xylariales; Microdochiaceae
Exons: 3
Coding region: 1-1251 (416 amino acids)
Molecular function (GO): FAD binding
Source: RefSeq, a predicted model, not a curated record
AUGGCGCCGACAAAGCUGCAUGUUCUCAUCGUCGGGGCAGGCCUUGGCGGCCGGUUCCUUGCCCAGAUCCUGCGCAAAAAGGGCAUAUCCUUCGAAAUCUUCGAUGAGCAUCCCGUCGAAAGAACAGAUUCUGGGUUGUGGCCAAAGGCACUGACUCUGCACAGUGUCGUCCAAUCCCUUGAUGCGAUGUUGCCAGCCGAUCUGCCUCCAGCAAGGCAAACUCUGGACGUAUGCUCUAGGCUGGGUCUCGAGACACAAUCCUGCAUCUACAUAGGCGGCAACCCACGUCUGGGGGUCGUCAAUAGCCCGCACACACCACUCCUCCAUGUCAGCCACCUCGAAAUGUUGCUCUGGCUUUCCACAAACGUGGUAAUUACACGAGGCAAAAAGGCGUGCAAGAUUGACGAGACGGCCGAUGCGGUCGUCGUGACCUUUGAGGAUGGCACGUCGGCAACGGGAGACCUAUUGGUGGGUGCGGAUGGUGUCGACAGCUUCGUCCGCCAACAUCUGCUUGGGGAAGCUAAGACGGAAUGGCUCGAAGGUGUUGCCGUCCACGGGUCUGUGAUUCUUUCAGGAGACGACUUGGAGCGACAGCUGGAAUUAGGGCAUGCUUCCAGUAUCAUGCCCACAAGACCUGAUCCCACUUUUGACGUCAUGUAUGCCGCACUUCUGGAAGUUCUUCCCGACGGAAAGUCGGCUCGAUACGCCUGGCAGGUUGGGGGCUACGAGGAGGGACCAAGGCGCGAUGGAUACAACAUGGCCCCCGAGGAUCUCCGGCAGAAAGCAUUGGAUCUUACCAAAUUGAUCGACCCCCGAGGACGCAAGAUUAUCGAACAAACGCCAGCAGAGGGGAUCGAGGGCUGCUUUUAUUACAAGGAUGCCAAGAUUGAAGAAAUCCCGGCUGCCAGGACGACGCUAAUGGGAGAUGCCGCCCACACGUGCGCGCCGUUCAAGGGCGAUGGAGCGGUGCAGGCUUUCCGCGAUGCCAUUCGACUUGGCAACGGGAUUGCGCUGCUAGAGUCAAAGGACCGUGACACGAUCACGAACAUGAUCGGUGAUUAUCUCGCCGAGAUGAUUCCAAGAGGGGUGGCAGCAGUUCGGGCAGGCAAGGCAGCUCUGACCGAGUAUACAAAUCUAUUGUCGAGACCUCGCGUCUUUGGCAACCGGCUGGGGCUCGUGCCCGAGGAAAGGCUAACCUUGGAACCCAGCGGGAAUAUCAAGGUUGAGGUGACUGCUGUUGCAGCUUCAUAG